Lobosporangium transversale is the source of this 5636-nucleotide messenger RNA. RefSeq lists its product as hypothetical. Gene Ontology annotation, biological process: protein phosphorylation. Bases 296 to 5338 code for a protein of 1680 amino acids. Lineage: Eukaryota; Fungi; Mortierellomycota; Mortierellomycetes; Mortierellales; Mortierellaceae. The transcript is spliced from 18 exons. Gene Ontology annotation, molecular function: protein serine/threonine kinase activity; protein binding; ATP binding. The record is from RefSeq and is a predicted model, not a curated record. Gene Ontology annotation, cellular component: cytoplasm.
UUUUUUUUUCUCUCUUCGGCACAUUCUCUUCCAUCGCUUGCAUUUCCAUUUGCAUUGUUAUAUUCAUUCUAGUCCUCACCAUUCACUUAGUCUUAACUAGAGCGAUCGCACUUUCGUCUUGUUCACCUAUAACUCUAUCAUUCAUAUGUACAGACUGGCGAUUUCAAUUUUUCUUAGACUGCUGUGACUUGAAAAUUGCCCCUGCUCCAGACCACGCCCAUACCCAUCGCCACUGCACACAACGAUAUUCACCCUCAAAUAGACACUACACUGAUAUCUCAACACUAAAACCAGCAUGGCUUCUGGAUCCAACCGAGUAGGCAAUAUUGUGCUCGGAAACUGCAUUGGAAAAGGUGCCUUUGGUUCCGUUUGGCGUGGAUUGAAUGUAGAAACAGCAACCACCGUCGCUGUUAAACAAAUCAAUCUUUCAGAUAUUCCUUCCGCAGAACUAGAAAACAUCAUGAUGGAGAUAGAUCUUUUAAAAAAAUUGAAUCACCCAAAUAUUGUCAAGUACCAUGGAUUUGAAAAAACAAGCGACUAUCUCAACAUCAUUCUAGAAUUAUGCGAGAACGGCUCAUUACGAAGUCUAUGUAAAAACUUUGGAAAAUUACCAGAACACCUUGGCGCCAUGUAUAUCACACAGGUCCUGGAUGGACUCGUAUAUUUACACGAUCAGGGUGUCAUCCAUCGGGACAUUAAGGGUGCUAACAUUCUUGCGACGAAGGAUGGCUUAGUCAAGCUGGCAGAUUUCGGGGUUGCGACAUUAUCGAAUGAUGUUGGAGAUAUGUCUGUCGCUGGAACGCCAUAUUGGAUGGCACCAGAGAUCAUUGAGCUUUCAGGAGCAACCACCGCGUCAGAUAUCUGGAGCGUAGGGUGUACAGUUAUAGAGCUUCUGGAUGGGGAGCCGCCUUACCAUAAUUUACCACCUAUGGGGGCUCUUUAUCGCAUUGUUCAGGAUGAUCAUCCUCCUAUUCCGGAUACCGUGUCAGCGAUUGUUCAAGAUUUCCUCAUGCAGUGCUUUCAAAAAGAUUGCAACUUCCGAGUAUCGGCCAAAAAGCUUUCAAAACAUCCAUGGAUUCAAAUGUCAAGGAAAAAGGCAUCAGGGAGUCAGCGCAGUCGAGAAAAGGCGAUCCCAGCAUAUGAAGAGGCUGUUAAGAGCGUACAGCAAUGGAAUGAAGCUCUGAAGGGCUCAACGUCUCUGAAUAGAACCUCGGGCAACAAACGGAGAAAUCAUAGCAAUAGAGGUGGAAGGCCGGCAGAGCAAGGUAUACCGGCAAUAGCGAAUAUUUUUCAUAUGCCAAGCUCACAGGAAAAGGGAACAACUUCGACGUCUCCACCACUUGAUCAAGCCACAGCAUUAGCAUUACCUCCAGUGACAUUCCAGCUCAAUGCAUCAAAAGUUACAAACACUAGUAACUACGAACCUGAGGUUUCAACUGAUAACUGGGAUGAUGACUUUGCGGAUAGCAUCCUGUCUUUCCAAUUAGCUGCCCGUGAGUUUAAAGAUCAGGAAGAUGAGGUUUCUAAAACCAUUCGCGCCAUACCAAGGCAGUUGCAACAGGGUCAACCAACUGGCAAUAUAGAUGACUGCCAUUUUGAAGAGAAUGAGCAAGAAUUGCGAGUGAAAACGAAAGUCAAAGCUCUCGAGAAAAAACAGGCAUCUAGACAACAAGAGGGCAAUGUAAAACAAAAUGGAUCCUUGGCAUCUCGGACUAAAGCUUCAGGACCCCAUGUGCCGAUUGAUUUAGUUCGAUCACGAUCCGCGCCAGGACAGCUUGUACUCUCUCCUCCACUAGUAACUGAUGAGUUUAAGAAUUAUCGAGAGGAAGAGGAAGAUGAUUUCUCAGACCUCUUUGAUGAAGUCGAGUGUCAGAAUGCAGUAUACCACGACGAAGGGCUCACAUUGCAGACAAGACUUUCCAAUCAUAGUUGGUUUGGAAAUGAUGCGGGUUCUGAUGAGGAAGACCCAUUUGCUGAGGUUGAUGAAGGGUUCGACGAGAUUGAUCUGGAGGCCAACAUUGCUAGAGAAAAAUACGCCAGAAUAUAUGCCAGCAUAGCAAAAGAAUUCCGGCUUCUAGAACUCCAACGACCGGAGAAACAACUUGAUGUUUGUGAUCGCUUGAUGGUCCUACUCACAGAGAAUCCGGAUAUGCGAGGCGCCAUGAUCGCUAACCAUGGGGUGAUCCCGCUUUUGGACUUGAUCGAGAAUAGUGGCAAUUAUCAAAAUCUAACCUUGAAGCUGCUCAAUAUACUCAACCUUGUGAUAAGGAAUGAUUUUGCGCUACAGGAAAGCCUUUGUUUGGUUGGGGCAAUUCCUGUGUUGAUCGGAUACACAUCCAAGCGGUAUAACAAGGACAUUCAGCUGGCUGCUGCCAUAUUUAUACAACAAAUCUGCCAUACAAACUCUCUCACAUUGCAAAUGUUCAUUUCAUGCCGUGGAUUGAGAGUUUUCAUCGAUUUUCUGCAGCGUAAUUACGCCACACAGAAGGAAUUUGUUUGGAUUGCGAUCAGUGGCAUCCACAACGUCUUUAAUUUGCAGAGCUUGACACCAAGAAACGACUUUUGCCGUCUGCUGGCGAAGCAGGGAUUGCUGGAUCCUCUCUCAUCAAAACUUUAUGAUACCAUGCGCGAUCCACAAGAUAGUUCAUAUACAGAGAAAAUUGUUCAGGUUCUAUUGAUUUUCUCACAGGGUGAUUCUCCAGUUAAAGAGCUUUUAGCGACGAGACAAAUUGUCCAUCGCAUGCUUACUUCGCUGCAGAGCCUCCCUCCCAGUCUAUGUGUGAUGAUGCUCAAGUGCAUCAAAAAUAUUUCUAUGAACUCCAACACUUUGGAUGUGCUGCAGAACGCCAGUGCCAUCCACACGCUUGUUCAAGUUCUUGGUGAACGAACAGGAUCAAUCGCUACAGAUGUCUGUAACCACGUACUCACGACGCUGUUCAAUAUGUGUCGAAUUAAUAAGUCGCGUCAGGAAGAAGCUGCCCAGGCUGGCAUUAUACCUCAUCUACAGCAAAUAGCGGAAUCUAGCUCGCCACUGAAGCAGUUUGCACUACCAAUCUUGUGUGACAUGGCACAUGCCGGCCGUGCAUGUAGAAAUAUUUUAUGGCAUAAUGACUGUUUACCAGUCUACCUUCGGCUAUUCAAGGAUCCAUAUUGGCAAGUAAAUGCAAUUGAUGCCGUUCUCGUAUGGCUGCAGGAUGAAACUGUAGACGUCGAGCAAGUUUUGCUUCAACCCUCUUCGCUGAAUCUUUUUGCACAAGCAUUCUUGACAGCGAAAGCCAACUCUUUCGAAAACAUCCUUGAGCCUCUGUACAAAAUCAUUCGUAUCUCACCAGCGAUUGCACGCGGCAUUGCAGUCCCUGCACUUUUCCAGCGCCUUCUUGACAGACUGUCGCAUCCAAAACCUGUGGUGCGAUCCAAUUUACUCCGCAUUCUCAAAGCCAUCUUUGAUGCUCAUCCAGAGCGCCUGCAGGUUGUCGCGCGCUAUGGUAUCACAAAUGUAGUAGCCAAGAUUGCAGAGGAAGACACGGCUGCCUUGGUCACAGGUUUGGCCAAGGAGAUCUUAAGUGCGAUCGAAGAGAGUGAUUCGGAGGCAAUGUUGAGUUGCGAUGAGCGAGAAAGGGAAAAUGGUAGCCUGAACACAUACGAGGGCUCGUCAAACAAGAAUAGUUUCUUCGAUUUGGGACCACAUAAAGGCCCCAUAUAUAAUUUGAAGGGUACACAAAUGAGCAACAAAAAUACACAACUUUCGAUUAAUGCUGACGAAGCUUUGGGUGACGAGCGAAACGAUGUGGAUGAUCUAUUUCAAAAAGAGGUGGAUGACCUAGAUGUGAAGACAAGCAUGGAUCCAAGACGAUCUUCGCAUCAACAGGAGUUUGGACUGGAGAAAAACAGUGAAGGAGUUGUAAGGCCGCAUCUGAAUAUCUUGCGGCACUAUUCAUCAUCUACCACUCAACCUGCUCGAAAAGAUGAGGAAAGUGAAAGUAGUAGCUCGGAGGAAGAUCAUUUUGUGACAAGUCGGACUUGGUCAGAUGAUGAACAAAAUGGCUCGCAUAUAGCCACUAUUGCAUAUAAGCCUACAGAACGCACUCAUAUUAGGGUGAAGAGUAUGCAGGAGCGAGAUGAAACAUUGAGGCCCAAGACAGCAACCCCUCUGCGGCAAUUUGGUCAUCAAAAGAGCAGAAGUUUGGGCGAGGCUCUCGAGACCUGUUUUAAUGGAAACGUUGAAGUGGGGCAGGGAGCGCUUGAAGACGUUCACUCUGUAGGUUUAUCCGAGAGCAUGAUUCUUCGAAACGAGCUACCAAAAAUUCGGUUGGAACUCUUGGACUUGGACCGUUUUCCUGCUUGGGAUCGCCGAAAGCUAGAGGCAGAAUACGAGAAUGAUGAUGAUGGGGAUAGUGGUAGUGAGGAUGCUGCUAGAGCACUUAAAUCUCCGGAGGCUUCAAUAUUAGGGGCAUCUGGCCCAAGUAUCUCCUGGGCGGAGAGGCUCUACAUAGAGAGAGCUGACACCCCAAGAGCGACAAGACUAAGGAGUCUCUCCACCGUUGACGAAGCUUACGAAAGCGUGGAAGGCUUUGCUGAGCCAAGUAAGAGAAGAGGACCCUCAACUUUUAGUCGUCAGCUCCAGAACCGAGAGCGGUCUAGACGGAACAGCACUGGGACUAGUUCAGGAGAAUCAACAGUUCGACUUCGAGGCACGGCCUUAUCAUCACCCAUCUCACCUUUUGUUCAAAGGAACACCCAUAUAGAGCUUAAACCAACCCCAACACCCUCAGCAGUCAAAGAGACUAUCAUGUCAAAAAAGAGUUUUGAUGAGGAGGAUGACUUUUCUAUUUCUGGGUUAGUUCUAGCUGAACGCCAAGAAUAUGGGUCAACACUUAACUUUAGUGGUGAUGAAAAUGACGACAGUGACAAUGAUGAUAUGAAAGAACCAGAAAUGAGAAAAGAUUACGACGGCGCUAAGGACGAUAGGGAUAAUGACGAUAACGACGAUGAUGAUGCCUAUAGCAGUGCGGAGGAUGUUUUCGACGACAAUGAUGACCCUAACCAUGACAAUUUCUAUGACAACGAUGGUGGCAGCCAUAAUGAUUAUGAUCCUAACGACCUAAAAGAAAACAAAGUACAGACAUGGAAUUGGGGUUCAAUACAAGAAGAUACCAUUCUUGCAAACGGCAAGGCUAAAAAUGAUAAGAGUAGCUAUUUGAUGGAGGAGCAAGAGAUAGAUUGGGAUCGUGAGGAAGUACGUCGGGUUUAUGAGACUCCAGUGAGCCCAAUUAGCCCAAUUAGCCCAGUCACAUCCACCCUACGCCGGCGCUCUUCACAUCGCAAAUCAGUUGAAUGACAAUCAGGGCGGGUGCAAACCAGACCUUUGGCUCCGAUAGACAAUAUCAGCCAUGGACUUGUCCUCCAGAAUGAAAUCGAAAAAGAAAAUGAUGUCCAUGGAGCUUCCACUAGAAUAACCAAGACAGUUAAAGACGAGACGACAAUACGAGAGUCAGUUACACGCGGCAACUGCAUCAUCUCUUGAGGGCUUCAUUGUGUUUAUCAGAUGUGGUGUGCAUCCGCCAUAUUCCUUAUAUCCUAUCCUUUAUGAAAGCAACAUGUAUGGUAUAAAUUUAUAUUAAAUAAUGAUUCUAAAG